Phodopus roborovskii (desert hamster) is the source of this 2343-nucleotide messenger RNA. It is a transcript of the gene Lpar3, whose product is annotated as lysophosphatidic acid receptor 3. The transcript is spliced from 3 exons. Gene Ontology annotation, biological process: G protein-coupled receptor signaling pathway. Gene Ontology annotation, cellular component: membrane. Lineage: Eukaryota; Metazoa; Chordata; Mammalia; Rodentia; Cricetidae. The coding region runs from base 44 to 1108 and encodes 354 amino acids. The record is from RefSeq and is a predicted model, not a curated record. Gene Ontology annotation, molecular function: lysophosphatidic acid receptor activity.
CGGCUCUGGGGCGAGCAAGAGCGGGUGUGCGGCUCUUGUCACCAUGAAUGAGUGCCACUACGACAAGCGGAUGGACUUCUUCUACAACAGGAGCCGCACGGACACGGCCGACGAGUGGACGGGGACGAAGCUCGUGACUGUCUUGUGUGUCGGGACAUUUUUCUGCCUCUUCAUAUUUUGUUCUAACUCCCUGGUCAUAGCCGCAGUGGUCACCAACAGGAAGCUUCACUUCCCCUUCUACUACCUGCUGGCUAACUUAGCCGCUGCGGACUUCUUUGCUGGAAUCGCCUAUGUAUUCCUGAUGUUUAACACUGGCCCAGUGUCAAAAACCUUGACUGUCAACCGCUGGUUUCUCCGGCAGGGGCUCCUGGACACAAGCCUGACUGCUUCUCUGGCCAAUUUGCUGGUUAUCGCGGUGGAGAGACACAUGUCAAUCAUGCGGAUGCGGGUGCACAGCAACUUGACCAAAAAGAGGGUGACACUGCUCAUUCUGUUGGUGUGGGCCAUUGCCAUCUUCAUGGGGGCAGUCCCCACAUUGGGCUGGAACUGCCUCUGCAACAUCUCUGCCUGCUCUUCCCUGGCCCCCAUUUACAGCAGGAGUUACCUCAUUUUCUGGACCGUGUCGAACCUCUUGGCCUUCUUCAUCAUGGUGGUGGUGUAUGUUCGUAUCUACAUGUAUGUCAAGAGGAAAACCAACGUGUUGUCUCCACACACGAGUGGCUCCAUCAGCCGCCGGAGGGCUCCCAUGAGGCUAAUGAAGACGGUGAUGACUGUCUUAGGUGCCUUCGUGGUGUGCUGGACCCCAGGUCUAGUGGUGCUGCUGCUAGAUGGCCUAAACUGCAAGCAGUGCAGCGUGCAGCACGUGAAGCGCUGGUUUCUGCUGCUGGCGCUGCUCAACUCCGCCAUGAACCCCAUCAUCUACUCGUACAAGGACGAGGACAUGUACAGCACCAUGAGGAAGAUGAUCUGCUGCGCCUCGCAGGACAGCAACGCGGAGAGACGCCCCUCGCGCAUCCCCUCCACCAUCCACAGCAGGAGCGAUACCGGCAGCCAGUACCUGGAGGACAGCAUCAGCCAGGGCCCUGCGUGCACUAAAAAUGGCUCCUAAACCUAGGACAUCUCUGCCCUCUUCCCCUGAGGAAAGAGCUGUUAAGAAUCCAAGCCUCUUAACAAAGCAUGUCUAAAUGCAUGGGCCAUGUUGUUUGAAGUCCCCCUGAAUCACUGACGGGGUUUUUAAAGUUUCAUUGUCAAGGAAGAUAAGAGUGAAAGUGAACAAAAAAAGGGAGACAAAGAGGGUUCCUGCUUGCGCGUGGACAGCUCAAUCCAUCCUCCAGCUCCCAGCUCUGCCGCCAUUGUCUUUGAGUUUUCGAUGAUAGCAUUGAAGGGUCUAGGUCAAAAGAAAUAGUAAAUAGCGGUACUAGAGUCUCCUUGUGUAACUGCCAGACUCUGUGUAGUUGUUCCUGCAUGCAUUUAAAGCUUUCAAAAAUGCUUUAGCAGUGGGCUUUGUUUUCCCCAAAGAAACCUUGGCCAGGAGCUAGGUGGACUGUAGGAAGCUGGGAAAAACCAGUACAGGCUCUGGAGUAAACUUGACUUAUUAUCAGAUGAACUUUCCGAGGAAAACCAUUUAUUGAAAUGAACACUGGAAAGGCGGACGUAUAGAAGCUCUUCUGGGGUGUGACAGCCUUUUGUCCUCUAGGUACGUGAAGCUACACGCUCUGCUUGGGUGUACACUCACCUCUACUUAUACAAUUCAGCUUUUUAAAAAACAGCGAGCUUAAUUCAGUGUCUCCUCGGCUUUCCAGUCCGAGCUAGUGGCUCUACAAAGCACCUUUGUAUUCUAAACAAGAAGAGGAAAAGCGUUCACUUCUAAACCGGCCUCUGCAUCGCAGAGUAAAAGAUGGUAUUGACAUGCAGGCUGGACCUCUUCCGAGUAAUGUGGACUGAGAGCAUGCGCAGAGCCCCAGCCUUGGCUACUGGACAACACUAGUAAACUUGCUGGGCUCUGUGCAAAGCAAUUGCGCAUCAGGUAUUUUACCCAAAGCUGCCAGCAUACUUUUUCUUAUGAACUGAAUUUUGAUUUGUAUUUUUUUUCCCUUUGAAAACCAAUGGAUGGCAGAUCAGUUGAAAACAAAAAUAUUGUUUCAUACACACAGGCUACUGACCAGCAUUUUUUAUGUAAGACAUUUAGAGUAUAUUCUGACUUAUAGUAAGAAUAACUUCAGGACCUGUACUAUAGUAUUUAUGUAGUUUGUAAAAGUUUACAUGUUUUCUUUUCUUUCUUUGCUUUUAUGAUAUGACAUUUAUGUGCACAAACUACUUUUAAUAAAAGAAUUUAAGAAGUUA